This is a messenger RNA of Cylindrotheca closterium, 1776 nucleotides long. NCBI's taxonomy places the organism in Eukaryota, Bacillariophyta, Bacillariophyceae, Bacillariales, Bacillariaceae. The record is from the annotation of a GenBank genome assembly.
AUGGCACAAAAUGCGGCGUCAACGGCUGCGACAAACAGUGGCGCUACUACUGGAGGGGUCAUGCCAAUAUCAAUGCCCAAACUAUUGCUCUCCAUGGCGCCCCUCCUCGUCGUCGUUGGGCUGGCUUCCAGAACAAUGGGAUUACAACUGGAACAAACCAUGGUAACAAGUGCUCUUCGGACCCUGCUUCAACUGAGUCUUCUCGGCGGUAUUCUUCGACCGAUCUUUCAAAUACAAAAUUUCUGGUUAGUACUGGGACACUGUCUAUUCAUGAUGAUUCUAGCAGUUCAAGUGGCCUGUGGAAAAUCCAACUACAUUUUCCCUGGCCAAUUCGAUUCCAUUUUGACCUCAAUUCUUCUCAGUGUCGGUGGUACAGGUCUCUUUGCGUUUGGUGUCAUUAUCAAGCCGAAACCUUUGUGGAAUCCUCAAUACGUCAUUCCCAUGGUGGGAAUGUUGCUGGGCAACUCGCUGAACGGAAUGGCUCUGGCCAUGAAUACGCUAUGUCGUGGGCUCAUGGAACAAGGACGUGAAAUCGAGUUGUACCAAACUUUUGGAGCCAAUCAAUCCGAAGCCAUGGCACGGUUGGUCAAGGAUUCCAUUCGAGCCGGGACACUUCCCUUACUCAAUAAUAUGGCCGUGAUUGGAUUGGUUUCCAUUCCUGGCAUGAUGACCGGACAAAUUUUGGGAGGUUCACCAGUUGGUCAAGCAGCGAGGUACCAAGCCAUGAUUAUGUACUUUAUUGCACUAGCAACCUUUGGAGCAAUUCUAUUGCAAGUCCGGGCCAUUUCCAAUGUGGGGUUGGAUCCUCACACGCAAAUCCUACAGACGGACCAUUUUGAAAAGAUGCCAGAGGAGGGUGUCUCCUUUUGGUCGUUGGUGAAGGGCUCCAUGUUGCUGUCCAUGUUGACUACUCGUGGCAUUGGAAAACAAACUACACCUACACUUAACGAAAUCUACCAAAAAGACGUCUUUGAUAAAGACUACAAGGAACUAUUGCAAAUACAACAAUUGAAACAAACGGAAAAAGACAGCUGUGUCGACGCCGAAGUUGCAGACAGUGGCGUGUGUGCGGGCACGAGUAGCGUACUGGAGAUGGUUGGCUUGACACAAUCCAUUUCACUACUUUCUAAAAGUGGUAAAGGCGACUCUAAUGAUCAUGGAAUAGCGAAAUCCAAGAUACUCUUUCAAGAGUUAUCCUUUCGACUGAAUUCUGGAGACAUUUAUCAAGUUGGUGGACCGAGUGGGAGCGGCAAAUCUCAGCUCUUGCGAGGCAUUGGACUACUUACACCCCUGACAAGUGGAACGAUUCGUCUGGAGAACAAGCACCAAGAUGUCGUGAACCCAAGUGAGUGGCGGAAACAAGUUCGAUAUGUGACCCAAUACAAGGUUGAAAUACCGGGUACACCACGAGAGUUUGUGCGCAAGAUUAGCCACUUUGAGUCUUGGAAGCAUGCCAACGAACCAAUAUCGGAAGAUGAUAUGAUUGACACCAUUCGCUCCUUCUUGCAAGAGUGGGGACUGACGGAUACUGCAUUGGAUCAAGAGUGGUCUACGCUAUCGGGAGGAGAAGCUCAGCGAAUGAUUCUGGCAAUCGCCUUGGCGUCCAAGCCAAGAGUAGUGCUAUUGGACGAAUCCACUUCGGCAUUGGAUCUGAAAUCCAAGCUUGCCGUGGAACAAAGUGUGGCUAGAUAUGCCCACAGUCAUGGAAUUCCAACGAUAUGGGUGAGUCAUGAUCCAGGCAUGGCCGAACGAUACUCUUCUAGAGACUCAUUAUGA